Molecule: messenger RNA, 2066 nt
Organism: Corylus avellana
Lineage: Eukaryota; Viridiplantae; Streptophyta; Magnoliopsida; Fagales; Betulaceae
Product: wax ester synthase/diacylglycerol acyltransferase 11
Biological process (GO): triglyceride biosynthetic process
Cellular component (GO): plasma membrane
Molecular function (GO): diacylglycerol O-acyltransferase activity
Source: RefSeq, a predicted model, not a curated record
UGUUUUUAAUGUAAUUGUUUCAAGCAAUUUGUACUGAAUACUUCUACUUGGAAACAAUUACAUUCUGCUGUGUUAGAAAUAUUCAAAGUGUCCACUUGUGAAUACGUAACCCGACAACCGAUCUUUCUUGUGUCCCAAACCCAACUCUCUCGCUCACUCAGGCCACACACAAACACUUCUCUCUCUAAUGGGUUCGCCGGGAAACGAAACCGACGAGCCUCUAACGCCGGCAGGCAGGCUCUUCGUCCGACCCGAAAUGAACCAAGUAAUACACUGCGCCAUGGGGUUGAAGCACCCAAUCGACGUGGAGUCCGUGAAGUCCCAGGUGCGCAGCUCGGUCAUGCUGUCUCACCCCAGGUUCUGCAGCCUCAUGGUCCGCGACACCAGCGGCCGAGAGCGCUGGCGCCGGACCCACAUCGAUCUGGACAGCCAUUUCAUCGUCCUGGACCGUCCCGUGUCCACCCUGAACGACGAGGAGUUGGUGGUGAACCAGUACUUGGCCGACAUGUCGACCAGCCCGGGGCUCAGCUACGACAAGCCUUUGUGGGAGAUCCACCUCUUGCUGGCCCACAAGUGCUUGAUCUUCCGAGUUCACCACGCGUUGGGAGAUGGGGUCUCGCUGAUGUCGAUGCUCUUGGCGUGCUGCAGGAGGGAGGACGAUGUGGACGCGCUGCCCAGGAUAGGGUCUGUUGGGAGCCAGAGGAACAGCGAGGGAGGGAACAGGAGGGGUUGGUGGCAGUGGGUGAAGCUUUUGCGGGGGUUUCUGAUGAUGGGUUGGUUCACUUUGGUGUUUGUGGUCGAGUUUGUGUUGAGGGCUUUGUGGGUUCGGGACAAGGAAACGGCGAUAAGCGGUGGGGCGGAGGUGGAGCUCUGGCCGAGGAUGCUGGCCACGGCCAGCUUUUGGCUCGAGGACAUGAAGGUGGUCAAGAAGGCUGUUCCUGGUGCGACCAUUAAUGACGUUCUCUUUGGGGUGAUAUCAUCAGGAUUAUCAAGAUAUCUUGCUCACCGAAGCCCAAAUGCUCUGCAAGAAGGGCUUCAAUUGACAGGGGUGGCCAUGGUUAAUUUAAGAGCGCAAUCUGGAUUGCAGGAUCUAUCAGAUUUGAUGAAAGACAAUUCAGGAUCACGGUGGGGUAACAAAUUUGGCAUGAUGCUCCUACCUGUUUAUUACCAUAAAAGUGGUUCUGAUCCUCUACAGUAUCUGAAGAGAGCUAAGGUGAUGAUUGAUCAGAAGAAACAUUCUUUAGAGGCUCAUUUCUCUUACGAAAUUGGGCAUUUUGUAAUGACCUACUUGGGAUCAAAGGCUGCUGGAUUUCUUAACUACCAGAUUGUUUGUAAUACCAGCUUUACAAUCUCUAACGUAUUGGGUCCACAAGAGAAACUCGUAGUUGGAGUCAACCCGAUAACUUACUUGAGGGUGAAUUCGUCGAGCCUGCCCCAUGCACUCACAAUGCACAUGGUGAGCUAUGCAGGAAGAGCUGACAUGCAAAUUUUGGUGGCCAAAAAUAUCAUUCCUGACCCAGAAUUUCUUGCUCAGUGCUUUGAAGAGGCCUUGCUUGAAAUGAAGGAAGCGGCUGUGGCCACAAACAAAAUCUAGGAGAAACCUGUUUGUUAUGGAUAGAGAUCUGUAGUAGUUUUGGUAUUCAAAUUGCUAGCAAUUCGGACAAUAAAUGUGAGAAAGCUAAUAUAGGGCUCACCUACUCAAGCAAGUUUUGGAUUGUCCACCCACUUGCUUAGGCAGGUUAGCCCUAUAAAAACUCUAUUACAUUUGUUGCCCGGAUUGUUAAGGAAUCCGAAUCCAUUUGUUAUAUGGUAAUAAAUUUACAAGGACCGAAUACACAAGAAAUUUUUUGUCAAAUUUCCAAACAGAAAUUAUUAUAGGAACAAAAGAUGGCUGAUUUGAUUGUAGAACCAAUUACUUUAGGAGUUGAACUAUAAACUUCCAUGUAUAGAUUUCUUGAUGCUUUUGGGAAAUUGUAAAUGUUCUUUGUAAGAAACCUCCAGUAAAUUUGUAGUUAUCUAGGCAGGCAACCCAAUCCUCCUCAAAGUAGGCUUGAAGGGUUUCGUGA